GAUACCGACAGUCUGAACGCAGCCACUCCGCAGCAACACUUCCCACGGUCUCCCGUCCGAAAGGUUUUUACCGAUUCGCCGUGGUGCCAGUCGGACCUGUAUGGCCCCAUUGACCGCCAUGUCCGCUCUGAGCGCUGCUUUGAAGACUGAAGAGCUCCCUCCCCGCUCGGUUCUCGUCAGCAGCAGAGGCGACAUGCAGACCAGCCUGAGUCCCGCCGAGGACAAGCCCAAAGUGGCCAUCCUGCCGUUCAGCGUGGAGGCGCUCAUGGCUGACAGGAAGCCCAGCAGAGAGCUGCCGUCCCCGGACGCCGCGGCCGGGACGUCCCGCUCACGGGCCGCCUCCUUCGGCGGCCUGGACGCCGCGGUGCCCGCUCUGCCCAUGAGCUCUUCCUUCUCCAUGGGCGAGAUCAUGAACAUGUCCGAGGACGUGCUGAUUAAACCCGAGAGCCCGGAUAGUAAAGAGAGGACUUCAUGGAUACAGAGUCCACGUUUUUCUCCCACACCUCCAAGACGGUUGAGUCCUCCUGCCUGUCCUCUACGGAAACACAAGACGAACCGCAAGCCCCGGACCCCGUUCACCACGUCCCAGCUGCUGGCCCUGGAGAGGAAGUUCCGCCAGAAGCAGUACCUCUCCAUCGCCGAGCGCGCAGAGUUCUCCAGCUCCCUCAACCUGACGGAGACGCAGGUCAAAAUCUGGUUUCAGAACAGGCGAGCCAAAGCCAAGCGUCUGCAGGAGGCAGAGCUCGAGAAACUGAAAAUGGCAGCGAAGCCGAUGCUGCCUCCAGCUUUCGGGAUUUCCUUCCCCCUCGGCGCGCACGUCCCCGCGUCCUACGCCGGCUCGCACCCGUUCCAGAGACACUCGCUGCCGGUGUCUCCCGUGGGACUAUACGCCGCUCACGUCGGAUACAGUAUGUACCACCUGGCUUGACGAGGGACAAAAAGGGGGUUCUAAAGGACUACUUUGUGAGGGGCCCCAAAGAGAGAAGGUGCCUUAGUUAGAGGCCAGUGAAGUGACACUGUAUUCACAAAGACGCAUCCUUGGACGCAUCCAUGUCACAUCUGGUCUGGGGUGGGGUUGGUUCCUAAUGGACAGUCUCUGAGGACCUUGAAGUUUACCCACUUCUCUUGACCUUUGCCAGUAAGUCCACACUGCAAAAAAAUAAUGCAACGUCAUUUUAAUUUGCAGUCUUAAUUAUGGAAUGUAAAAAAAAAAGUCUUAUUUUAGAGAAACAAGACGAGUAGGGCUCAGUGGCGUGGACACUUUUGCAGUGUAAAGGUGGAAAAACAACCUCUGAAAUGACAUGAAUGGAGAGUCCAGAAUGAACAGUGAGCAGUGUGAGCUGCGGCCAGGUGAAAGGCGGCUCCAGCUCCACAGCGUGUCAUUUGGCGUCAACACAUUAAAGCCUAAAUGAUGGUUCUGCGUUAUAUCGACGCAGAGCCUACGCCGUAAGGUACGCGGCGACGCACACCGUACGGCGUAGGCUCUGCGUCGAUGUAACGCUGAACCAUAAAUCCGCCUUAAGGGCUGGCUUUUAAACGGCCUCCGUGGGCCGCUGCCACACGACCAAGUCCCUACUUCUCACUGUUUUGCAUUCAUAUCAAUGCGCAACAAUAGUGGGGUUUUUUUUUAAUGAGUGUAAAUGAGUGCUCUUAUUUUCAGAACCACAACGUUUGUUUUUAUAACAGCACUGUCUGCUGUCGGGUUGAUUCCCUUCGGAAGGGAAAGUUGUACUGUAAAAUAAUGUAUAUUUGAAGAAUAUCCUCAUUUAUAUUAUGAAUAUAUUUGUGACAUAACUUAACAAUAAAUUGUUUAUUCUUUUCCAAGAAGAA
Cololabis saira (Pacific saury) is the source of this 1830-nucleotide messenger RNA. It is a transcript of the gene msx1a, whose product is annotated as muscle segment homeobox 1a. The transcript is spliced from 2 exons. Gene Ontology annotation, biological process: embryonic morphogenesis; regulation of transcription by RNA polymerase II. Bases 101 to 928 code for a protein of 275 amino acids. Gene Ontology annotation, molecular function: RNA polymerase II transcription regulatory region sequence-specific DNA binding; DNA-binding transcription factor activity, RNA polymerase II-specific. Gene Ontology annotation, cellular component: nucleus. Lineage: Eukaryota; Metazoa; Chordata; Actinopteri; Beloniformes; Belonidae. The record is from RefSeq and is a predicted model, not a curated record.